This is a messenger RNA of Pseudocercospora fijiensis CIRAD86, 1128 nucleotides long. RefSeq lists its product as uncharacterized. Gene Ontology annotation, molecular function: monooxygenase activity; iron ion binding; heme binding. The transcript has a single exon. The record is from RefSeq and is a predicted model, not a curated record. Lineage: Eukaryota; Fungi; Ascomycota; Dothideomycetes; Mycosphaerellales; Mycosphaerellaceae. The annotation marks the transcript as partial.
GAGCAGAAUUGGCCUGCCAACAAGACUGAAUGGACCAGGGUCAAGACGCACCCGACUUGCAUGAAAAUCGUAAGCAGAGCCGCCAACCGUGUCUUUGCUGGCAAGACCUUGUGCAGAAAUCCAGAGUUCCUGGAGCAUUGCCGCCUGUAUGCUGUCUCCGUGUUCAAAACUGGCGCCAUCAUGAGGACGGUGCCAAAGCUCCUGCAACCCAUCGCCGGCCCUAUUCUUACUCGCGGAAUGAGAAAGCAUUUCCAAAUCUGCAGCAACAUCGCCGUGCCCGAGAUCCGCCGUCGACUUGCCCACCUCCAAGGCCACACCAAGGAUCCAAAUUACGAGGUUCCCAACGACGCACUGCAAUGGCUAUUAGUAGACUGUAUCGAACUCGCAAAAUCCAAUCCCCACGAGUUGGACGAAAACCUCCUCGUCCGCCGCCUGCUCCUCCUCAACAUGGUCGCUAUCCAUACAACCUCCAUGGUCAUAUCCAACACCCUCCUGGAUCUCUACACCUCCCCCUCCAAAGAAGAAUACCUCUCCGGCCUCCGCGAAGAAUGCGAACGCGUCCUUUCCCAACACAACGGCAUCUGGACCAAAGAAGCAAUCAACAGCCUCCUCCGCAUCGACUCCACAAUCCGCGAAUCCAUGCGCUACUCCAACCUCGCAGACCUCGGCAUGAAACGCCAAGUCAUACACCCCAACGGCAUCACCCUCGCCGACGGCACCCACUUCCCCCACGGCAUCCGUCUCGCCGCCCCAACUUACUCCAUCCACCUCGACCCCAAAUUCUACCCCGAGCGCCCGGACUCUUGGGACGCGUUCCGCUUCUCACGACCGCGGGAAGACUACCUCGGAAAAAUCUCGGCGGGCGCUGACCCCGAUCGUCUGCAGAGAUCUCUCGCGUUGAAGAAUUCUGCACUGAUUGCCACGGGUUGCGAGUGGUUGGCUUUUGGUCAUGGGAGACAUGCGUGUCCCGGAAGGUUUUUUGCUUCGCAGGAGAUGAAGUUGUUGCUUGCGCUUGUGGUGAUGAAGUAUGAGGUUAGGAUUGAAGGGGGGAAGAGGCCGGAGAAUUGGAGGAUUAAUGGGGCGGUUGUGCCGAGGGAUGAGGUGGAGAUGUUUGUUCGGUUACGGUAG